AUGGAAUCUACCAACCAUAAUAAUCUCCUUCAUCAUCAUCAUCUUCUUCAAGACCAACAAAAACCACAUGAUAAUAAUAAUGUUGAGGCUUGUUCUUCAUCUUGCUAUGGUGUUGGAAGCAGCCAUUCUUGGAGCUCACCAAAUACAACUAUGGAUGGUGAUGAUAACUUGAAGAUCCAAGAUUAUUUAGGUUACAAUAAUAAUGAAGAGAACAAAGAUAUGAUGAUGAGUAAUGGGAGGCUCUUAAUGAAGAACCUUUCUCAAGAAGAGCAAUAUUACUCCACUUCUUCCACUAAUGCACAAAGUCAUUAUCAUAAUUAUAUUGGUGGUAAUAAUAAUAAUAAUAAUAAUAAUAUUAAUAAGGCCUAUAUUAGUAUAUAUCCAACCAUAAAUGUCUCAAAUUUGAACCACCCAUCAGCAGAAAUUUCUUCAAGCAUAAUGCAUCAUCAUCAGCCCUUAGAUCUGUUAACCUCAACAACAACAUCAUCAUCUUCAAAGGAUCAUCAUCAUCAUCAUGGUCUUAAUGGUCAAUUAUUUACAGAAAACCUUUUCCAUAAUAUUAUUGGUCUUGAUGAUCAUCAUAUGCAGCACUCCACUACUAGUAUU
Molecule: messenger RNA, 606 nt
Organism: Arachis duranensis
Lineage: Eukaryota; Viridiplantae; Streptophyta; Magnoliopsida; Fabales; Fabaceae
Exons: 2
Source: RefSeq, a predicted model, not a curated record